CUUGCUUGUUCGUCCAGCUUCAUUAUUCAAUUAUCCGCGUUUGUUCCUUUUAUCAUUUUUUUCAAGCAUAUUACAAUUUAGUUAAGAAUUGCUGCAAUAGUAUCUGAAGCUUGAAUAUCCUUCUCUCUUUUCUUUCUAUUUUAACCUUUGCUUUCCUAUCUAAACAUGUCGCGCAUUACUCAUAGAAGAAGCGGCAUACGUCGUGAUUCGAUCGAUGAGGAGUCGAUCGCUCUGGAUCUCACGUCUGAUGAAUAUAGCUGUAGUGAGAAUGAACAUACAGCCGAUGACGAUGCUGUAUCUCAUAGUAGCGAAUACACAUAUGAAACAUAUACCGUAACAGAAUCAGUAAACACAAGCAGUGCUGCAUCAGUUAUUAGUAGUGGAGUAAACAAAGUAGAAGAAGUAGGGAAAGGAAAAGGCCAUUCUGCAGAAGACAUUGAGGAAAUAGAAGAAGCACAGUCCAAUAUACAGUGUGAAGAUAAUCUCAACGAAGUGCCUGUUGCUGAGCAGCGACAUUUUCUUAAUGAUAUCGAUAAAUUAUCAAGUCUUACCAGCAGUCAGAAAAACAAUAAUGCAGUACCACCACGCUCUACCACACUAAAUGAGUCUAAAAAAGUAAAAGAAGGAACAGAUACCGUGCUUGAUAAUAUCAGUAGUUUGAAGAGGAAGCAAGAAGCUAUGGCGUUAAUUCCUGCAACAGAGCAGACAACAAUAAAAAGCAACCGCAAUGAGUAUGUCCAACUAACAGCAAAAAAUGCGGCAAUUAGUACUGUUGCAGAACAAAGCAAGACUGAAGUUGAUAAGAACAAAGGCUUAGAGGCGAAAUCAAAUACAUUUGCAGCACACUAUUCUAAAAAAUGUCACAGCAGAUUAUCAAAGCAAUUGCACAAGCAUGACAUAGAAAAGGGUGUUUCCUUACCUAUUGCUGCAUCUAAACAAGGACAUAGCUCCAUUAAUCCUAGAAUACACGCAGCUUCUACAUCAAUUCAUUGUCGACAAUCUGCCUCCUCCAAUGACUGUGGCGCGAGAAACCAUUAUGCUUUCUUAUCAUUCAGCAAGUCUAGAAUCUACAAAUCCAACAGUUCCAUACCGAAUGGAAUCUUUACCGCCCGGAAGUCAUCUCGGUUAUUCCCAGUUGAAACCUUAGAAUUUCAAAGAAACAACACUCAUAUUGCAACCGGUAUUUUCACUUCUCAAAGGUCUUUUAGCACGAGAGCGAACGGUAUCUUUACAGCUCGAAAGUUGAACAAUAAUAACUUUAAAUAUACCUCGAUAAAGGAUUUACUAAAAGGCCAACCGUCGUCUUUGACUGCUUCACGAAAAGAUCGAGUCCGUCAGCACGUUAAUAGUAACAUCGGCAAUAAGCAAAGUAACAGUGAAUCGCACAAAGGCAAUAUGAAUUCAUGGCACAAGCUAAAGGAUGAGGGCUGUGGUAAGACUGCUGAGAUAACUACUUUUGCUGCUGCUAGCCAGAAGCAGGGUUCUAAUCAUGCCGUACAUAGUCCUGCAAUCAGUGACGAAAUUAACGAACAAAAGAAAGCUACUGCAUCACUUGCAACAAAUAGUGAGCAUAAUUCUCCACCAACCUCAACUAAAGGUAAGUUUAAACUUGGAGAGAAAUGAAAAUUUUUGAUGCUGAUUCUCUUUUCCAUAUAUUUUAUUUUUUUAACUUUGUAAUCAUCUAGCCAAUGUUUGCUGGUCAAUGC
Molecule: messenger RNA, 1706 nt
Organism: Mycotypha africana
Lineage: Eukaryota; Fungi; Mucoromycota; Mucoromycetes; Mucorales; Mycotyphaceae
Exons: 1
Coding region: 166-1623 (485 amino acids)
Source: RefSeq, a predicted model, not a curated record